Molecule: messenger RNA, 4031 nt
Organism: Ochotona curzoniae (black-lipped pika)
Lineage: Eukaryota; Metazoa; Chordata; Mammalia; Lagomorpha; Ochotonidae
Product: protein cramped-like
Exons: 21
Coding region: 169-3909 (1246 amino acids)
Biological process (GO): pattern specification process
Cellular component (GO): nucleus
Molecular function (GO): chromatin binding
Source: RefSeq, a predicted model, not a curated record
GAGCGGAGCGCGUGGGCCCCCGGCGCCUGCGGGGCAGGACGGCCACAGCGGCCUCCCCCAGCCGUCGCGCCGAGGCCGGGCCUGCUCGUCGCGGCCGGUUCUGCGGGUCCCGGGGGGCGUCCCGGGGCUGCGAGAGGCCGGGCCGCCGCGAGGCGUGGAUGAGAAAGGAUGACAGUGAAGCUGGGCGACGGCGGCGGCGGCGAGGACGGGCUCAAGAAGCUGGGCAAGCGGGCGGCGGAGGACGAGGCGCUGGCCGGAGACGCGCCCGGCGGGGCGGACGCGGCGGAGGACGGCGCCACAAAGCGCGACGAGCCGCCCCCGCGGGCCGGCGCCCCCGCGGCCCCGCCGCUCGGCAGCCCCCAGGACCAGCACCACUUCCUGCGCUCGAGCGUGCGGCCGCAGAGCAAGAGGCCGCGGAGGGACCCGCCGGGCGCGGGGGGCGGCGGCUCGGGGCCCCGCGGGAAAGGAGCCGAAGGUGGCGGGUCGGCAUCUGGAAAUGUGGCUGGGGUUGCCCCCAGUGCCCCUGCUGGGGGCUCACGCUCCUCCUCCCGGAACUUGGGAUCGUCAGGUGCCGAGAAGGAAGAAGGCAAAAAGGUGCGGCGACAGUGGGAGUCGUGGAGCACAGAGGACAAGAACACCUUCUUUGAGGGGCUGUACGAGCACGGGAAGGACUUCGAGGCGAUUCAGAACAACAUCGCCCUGAAGUACAAGAAGAAGGGCAAGCCCGCCAGCAUGGUGAAGAACAAGGAGCAGGUCCGGCACUUCUACUACCGCACGUGGCACAAGAUCACCAAGUACAUCGACUUCGGCAACGUGUUCUCCCGAGGCCUGAAGAAGUCGUCCCAGGAGCUGUACGGCCUCAUCUGCUACGGCGAGCUGCGGAAGAAGAUCGGCGGCUGUAUGGAUGACAAGAAUGCAACAAAGUUGAAUGAACUCAUUCAGGUCGGGGCGACGACCGUGCGCUACAAGGGGAGAAACCUGAGGAUCAAAGCGCCCAUGUGUCGAGCCCUGAAGAAGCUCUGUGACCCCGAUGGCUUGAGUGAUGAAGAGGACCAAAAGCCCGUUCGCCUCCCCCUGAAAGUUCCUGUGGAGCUCCAGCCACGGAACAACCACGCCUGGGCCCGCGUGCAGAGCCUCGCUCAGAAUCCGCGCCUCAGGAUGAUCGUGGAGCUGCACCGGAAGGUCUCCAGCCUCAUCGAGUUCUUAAAGCAGAAAUGGGCCCUGCAUGAGGUUCGGAUUCGCAAGACACUGGAGGAGCACCAGGUGCAGGGCCCACGCAGCCCACCAGCACAGGAGAGGGUGGCCCUGCACCUGUUCCCAGGUGAAAAUUGCACGCUGACCCCGCUGCCGGGUGUGGCCCGCGUGGUGCACUCCAAGGCCUUCUGCACAGUGCACUGGCAGGAGGGCGGCCGGUGCAAGCAGAGUUCCAAGGACACUCACUCACUGCCCCCUGCCCAGAUCCUGGGCAUCCCAGGUGGGCAGGGCACAGCCCGGGGCCAGGUGAAGUGCCCGCGCAGUGGUGCUGAGGGAAGGGCUGGGGGGCGGCCUCUCCCCACAGAUGCUUUACAGAGCUCAGGGGAUAGCUCACCCGAAAGUGGUCCUGGGGAGGGGCCUGCCCCCUGCCUCAGCAGCCCGAAUGCUGCUGACAGGCCUUCCCCUGGACACCAAGACGAGCCACACCUUGAGAAGACCUCUGGGGCUCCGACAGACGUGGGCGAGGGCCCCACGCGAGAGCCAGAGCCUUUGCCGUGUUCCUGCGGCCAACUCCCGGACCUGAAUGAUGAACUCUCGCUCCUUGACCCCCUGCCCCGCUACCUGAAGUCCUGUCAGGACCUCAUUGUCCCUGAGCAGUGCCGCUGCAUGGACUCUCAGCCUGGCAGGGAGCCCCCUCCUCCCAGGAGGGCACCCUCCCCAGAGACUCAUGCUCCUGGUAGGGGCGGUGAGGAGGUCACUGCCCCCAGCCCACCCGGCUCGGAGCCUCUGCCAGGCCCUGGGACGCCCCCGGAUACUUGCACUAAGGACUCUGCGGACAUUCCCGUGGAGGAGCCCCCACAGCCUCAGGGACAGCCGCCUCCUGCCAGGCCCCCAAAGGAGCUUCCUGCCAGCCGGCUGGCCCAGCAGCUCCGGGAGGAGGGCUGGAACCUGCAGACCUCCGAAAGCCUUACGCUGGCCGAAGUCUACCUCAUGAUGGGCAAGCCCAGUAAGCUGCAGCUGGAGUACGACUGGCUGGCGGUGCUGGGCCCCGAGGGCCGCCCUGGCUCCCCGCCCGCCGUGCACAGGCAGCGGCUCCUCAGCUGCCUGCUGAGGCUCAUCUCCACCGAGGUCAGCCCCAGGCUGGCUUCCGAAGGAGGUGCCGUGUCCACAGCCCCCGUGAGGCCUGCCCCGGAGGAGCAGUCGGCGACGCCCCCAGGGAAGAUGGCCACCAUCAGCUCUCGAAGCCCCCGCUGCCCUCGAAACCAGUCUGCCCUCCGCGGCAGCAAGACCUUCGCAGCGGGCUCCACACCCUGUGCCUCAGAUGUGAGGAAUCCUCCGCGACCCCUCCUAGUGGCCGGUCCCUCCAGCGCGGGCAGCAGGGACUCAGACGGCGGCCUCUUUGCUGUCCCUACAACCUUGCCCCCCAACAGCCGGCACGGGAAGCUCUUCUCCCCGAGUAAGGACGCAGAGCUGAGCUUCCGACAGCAUCUGAACUCUAUCAGCAUGCAGUCGGAUUUCUUUCUCCCCAAGCCCAGGAAGUUGCGGAAACGCCACCUGCGCAAGCCCCUGGUGGUACAGAGAAUGCUGCUUCCUAGGCCAUCUGAAGGCCAGUCCCAUAACGUCUGCUCCUUCUCCAUCCUGUCCAACUCCUCACUCACAGGGAGAGGCUCCUUCCGUCCCAUCCAGUCUUCUCUGAGCAAAGUGGCUGUGUCCCGACCGAUUGUGCCCAAGGCCCUUCCCCCCCAGGCCACGAGUUCCCUGGCCAGUGCUAUAGACCUGGCUGCAAAAAGCGCCGGCAUCCUCCCUGGGAGUCCCCUCCCCGUGCUGGACGCCGAGGGCUUGUCGGGCAUCUCGCCACUGGCUUCAGACAAGGUGGCAGCUGCUGCCUCAGCGCAGGACUCCACUGGAACCCACCGACAUGAAGACCCCGUCCGUUCAGUGGAGGGUUCAGGCAGCUCGUUCAUCAGCAUCCGCUCGAGGCCUGAGGAGCCCGUGGCAGACAGUUUCCAGGGCUCACCUGUUCUCUCCCUGUCUGAGCUGCCCAAGGCUCACCUCCAGAACGGCCUCUCCGCACCUGUGCCCUCCUCGGAAGGCUCCAGCACUCGGCUGUCUCCACCCAAUGUCUCCGCCCUGCUGGACAUUUCCCUGCCCGGCCCCCCCGAGGAUGUGCUGUCGCAGGGCGAGCCCGCCACACAGAUCAGUGACUCCAUCAUUGAGAUCGCCAUCAGCUCCGGACAGUUCGGGGAAGGAGUCCCUCUCUCUCCAGCCAAACUGAACGGCAGUGACAGCUCCAAGAGUCCUCACUCUCCACCCAGCAGCCCCCAGCCCAACUGGAUUGCCUCCCCCACCCAUGACCCCCAGUGGUACCCCAGUGACUCCACAGACUCCUCACUCAGCAGCCUGUUUGCGAGCUUCAUCUCCCCCGAGAAGAGCCGAAAGACGCUGCCGGCCACUGCUGGGGGCAACAGCAGCACUUGCUUGCUUGGCCCCACUCUGUUGGACGGGAACUCACGGGACUCAUUUGUGUCCAGGUCCCUGGCAGAUGUCACAGAGGUGGUCGACUCUCAGCUGGUGUGCAUGAUGAACGAGAACAGUAUUGACUACAUCUCUCGCUUCAACGACCUGGCCCAGGAGCUGGCCAUCACCGAGCCUGGCCGCCGAGAGGCUCUGUUUGACGGGAGCGGAGGUCCCCCUGUUGGUGACCUCUCGCAGUGAGCGGACCUCGUGGCAAGGGCCUUCUGGAGGCUCGAGGAGAGAGAUGAGGCCCUCUUCACCCUUGAGAAGACCUCGGUCCCCAGUCCCAGAGGAUGGGAUGGACAGAGGCCCGUCUGUCCCCC